AUGAACUCACUCAGAUACCUCCGGCCGGUGGCCUCGCGUAUGCAGACGCCGACGCUGCCCAGACUCUCACGCGGAUUCGCCAGCAAGACAUACGAGUUCAUUCAGGUCUCUCAGCCCAAGCCUGGUGUUGGUCAAGUGACGUUGAACCGUCCCAAGGCCUUGAACGCCCUCUGCACUCCCCUCAUCCAUGAGCUCAACGAUGCGCUAAGGGCUUUCAACGCGUCGGACGAAACGUCCGUCAUCGUCCUGACAGGCUCCCAAAAGGCCUUUGCAGCCGGUGCCGACAUCAAGGAGAUGGCUCCUCUCACCUUUUCCGAGGCAUACACCAAGUCCUUUAUCGAGUCGUGGUCGCUUCUCACCACCGAGGUCAAGAAGCCCAUCAUCGCCGCCGUUUCCGGUCACGCGCUCGGCGGAGGCUGUGAGCUGUCCAUGAUGUGCGACAUCCUCUACUGCACCGAGACUGCCAACUUUGGCCAGCCCGAGAUCAAGCUCGGCACGAUCCCGGGUGCCGGCGGCAGCCAGAGACUCACCCGGGCUAUCGGAAAGUCCAAGGCCAUGGAGUUGAUCCUGACGGGCAAGUCCUUCAGCGGUGCCGAUGCCGAGAAGUGGGGUCUUGCGGCCAAGGCAUUCCCUUCGUACGAGGUUCUCAUGGAGGAGACGCUGAAAACGGCAGAGACCAUCGCCGGCUACUCGAGGGUGUCCAUCAACGCGUGCAAGGAAGUUGUGAACAAGAGCCAGGAUCUGCCUCUGAGGGAUGGUGUCGAAUUCGAGCGGAGAGUAUUUCACAGCUUGUUCGGCAGCAACGACCAAAAGAUUGGCAUGAAGGCAUUCGCAGAGAAGAAGAAGGCAGAGUGGACUCACUCUUGA
Colletotrichum costaricense is the source of this 867-nucleotide messenger RNA. RefSeq names its product enoyl-CoA hydratase/isomerase. The transcript is spliced from 2 exons. The record is from RefSeq and is a predicted model, not a curated record. Gene Ontology annotation, biological process: fatty acid beta-oxidation. NCBI's taxonomy places the organism in Eukaryota, Fungi, Ascomycota, Sordariomycetes, Glomerellales, Glomerellaceae. Gene Ontology annotation, cellular component: mitochondrion. The coding region runs from base 1 to 867 and encodes 288 amino acids. Gene Ontology annotation, molecular function: enoyl-CoA hydratase activity.